Messenger RNA from Trichomonas vaginalis G3, 556 nucleotides. RefSeq lists its product as uncharacterized. The transcript has a single exon. The record is from RefSeq and is a predicted model, not a curated record. Gene Ontology annotation, biological process: DNA integration. Gene Ontology annotation, molecular function: nucleic acid binding. NCBI's taxonomy places the organism in Eukaryota, Parabasalia, Trichomonadida, Trichomonadidae. The annotation marks the transcript as partial.
AUGGAUAUCUUGGAAAACAUUCCGAGGUAUAGAGAAGAUGGACCACCAUACUGGCUAAUAUUUGUUGGUCAAAACACAAGAUACUGUGAAGCCAUACCAUUACAGUCCAAAAAUAUUUUAGAUGUGAAAACUGCUUUGACAAUAUUCGUUGACAAAUACCAUCCAACAAAACUGACAUCUGACUGUGAAAGUUCUUUCAAAUCAGACGAUAUUAAAAACUAUCUGCGUUCAAAAAAUGUAAACCAAUAUUUCAUUGUCGACCAAAACCAUUCUGCUCUUGGUGUCAUUGACAGUUGUAUAAAAAUCUUAAGAGACUUAAAUCAACCACAAGGUGGUGAGGUAGAUGAAAUGUCAUAUGACGACAAGUAUAGACAUUUCUCCAUGGCAAAGAUGAGACAAGUUUUAAAUAUUUACAAUACCCGUAAACAAAAAGGUUUGGGAAACCACUCCCCCGAAGAAAUGAAAAACAACCCUGACUUAGAGAAAGACUAUAUAUUUAAUAGUUUAGUCAAAAGAGACAAACAAGAAAGAAUGCCAGGCUUCAAACUUAAGAAAG